AUGCAUGCGGUUCUGCGAACGUUUCGCAAAGCCAAACACCCACGUUUUCAAUGGGUAAAUAAUCGUCUGGCCGUGGAAUGCAUAAAUUAUCGACCAAACGUCUCUUCGCGAUUGUAUCACGACGAGAAUGGUAUUUACGGAUACAGACCGAGGUCACAAAGGGAUUUCGAAGUACCAACAGAGUACCUGGAAAUACGAUCGAAAAACAGCAAUUUCUACAGACUGGUUACCGCGUACAGGGAAUUCGCUCAUAAACAAGCCGAUAUAGAUCCUAUCUCGCCAAAAAAACCAAUGCCACUGGCAGAAUUAAAACCAGAGAGAUUUGGUUUAAAUAUGAAAGACAGGGUUUCGUUCAAAGGUAUUCUAGCCAUGGGAAAAGGGGAAGGAACCGUGGAAGAAGCUAUAGAAUUUUUAAAAAAGAACUACAGUAACUCGAUAGGACUAGAAUUCAGUUACCUAGAGACCGAGGAGGAGAGGGAAUGGUUCGCAGAAACUGUGGAGAAAUGUUUGACCGAUCCUCUGACAAAAGAAACUCAAAUCGGCAUCGCGACAGAGAUGCUGAAAAGUCAAACUUUUGAUCAAUUCUUGGCCAUUAAGUUCGUGAGCCUUAAGAGAUACAGUGGCGAGGGUGCUGAGAGCAUGAUGGCCUUUUUCCAUGAAUUUUUCAAGCUGUGUGCGAAUGAUGACUUAAAAUACAUUGUGCUUUGUAUGCCUCAUCGAGGUCGACUGAAUUUCCUCACAGGAAUGCUAAAUUUCCCUCCAGAAAAAUUAUUCAGAAAAUUACGAGGGUAUUCUGAAUUUCCUGAUGACGUGACUGCUACUGGUGAUGUUAUCAGUCACUUUGUGUCUUCCACAGACCUCAAUAUUGAUCAGAAAAGCCUUCAUGUAACUAUGUUGAGAAAUCCUUCACAUCUUGAGGCUGUGAAUCCUGUUUCCAUGGGGAAAACUCGAGGAAUGAUGCAAGUGAUCAAAGAUGGUGCUUAUAAUGAGGAUGCAAACGCUCGAUGGGGCGAUAAAGUGUUGAAUAUUCAAGUUCAUGGAGAUGCAGCUUAUGCUGCUCAAGGUGUAGAUCAGGAAUGUUUGGCAUUGUCUGCAGCUCCUCACUUUGAAAUAGGUGGAACUGUUCAUCUGGUCAUCAAUAAUCAAUUAGGCUUCACAACUCCAGCUUCUAGGGGAAGAUCGUCGAGAUAUUGCACGGAUCUAGCAAAGAUGAUCUCUGCUCCUGUGAUUCACGUAAACGGUGACGAUCCUGAGAUGGUCGUUCGAGCUACUAGGAUAGCCUUCAAAUACCAAAGAAAAUUUAGGAAAGACGUGUUCGUGGAUUUAAAUUGCUAUAGAAGAUGGGGUCACAAUGAACUGGACGAUCCUGUCUUCACAAAUCCAAUAAUUUAUAAAAUCAUUCAAAAUCGCUCAUCAGUACCAGACAGAUACUUGGAUAAACUGGUGAAAAGUAAUGUCCUUUCAAUGGAGAAAGCUAAAAACAUAGUUGAGAAGCAUAAUAAGAAGCUGAAUGAAGCCUUGAAUCAAGUCGACAAUUAUAUGCCCCUGCCAGCAUAUUUUGCAGGUCUGUGGAGUGGAAUACAGCAAGCUGAUGCUAGCAUAACGCAAUGGGACACGGGAGUUGAUUUAAGCCUAUUGAGGUUCAUUGCCGAAAAAAGUGUUCACAUUGACGAUAACUCGACAAUUCACCCUAAAUUAAUGAAGAGUCACAUUCAACCUCGACUGAACAAAGUAGCAAAUAAUGAACAGUUGGAUUGGGCCACUGCUGAAGCUUUGGCAAUUGGAACCUUACUGUAUCAGGGAUACAAUGUUAGAAUAAGUGGUCAAGACAUAGGCAGAGGAACGUUUUCACAUAGACAUGCUAUGCUGAUUGAUCAAUCCACAGAAGAUAUACAUAUUUCAUUGAAUUCCAUGGUUGAGGGUCAAACAGGGAAGCUAGAGUUAGCCAAUAGUAUCUUGUCUGAAGAAGCAGUUCUAGGCUAUGAAUAUGGCAUGAGUAUUGCUGUACCUACCACUUUAACCAUGUGGGAGGCACAAUUUGGAGAUUUCUUCAAUGGAGCACAGAUCAUUAUUGACACUUUCAUAACCAGUGGAGAGGCAAAAUGGAUGUUAAGCAGUGGUUUAACAAUGCUUCUACCACAUGGUUAUGAUGGUGCUGGUCCUGAACACAGUUCUUGCAGGCUUGAAAGGUUUUUACAGCUUACAGAUAGCAAUGAGGACAAGCCCAAUGGUGAUAAUGUUAACAUGCACGUGACCAACCCUACAACACCAGCUCAGUACUUCCAUUUACUGAGAAGACAAAUGGUAAGGAACUUCAGAAAACCUUUAAUAAUAGUGGCUCCAAAAAUAUUGUUGCGUCAUACCGCAGCGACUUCAUCGUUGGUAGAUAUGGGACCACAGACGAAAUUCAAGAGUGUUAUAGGGGAUGAAAAAGCAAAGGAAUCAGAGGUGACUAAAGUAAUCCUAGUAAGUGGAAAGCACUAUUACGCGCUUGAUAAUUUUAGAGACAGCACAGAACAAAAGCAUGUGGCAAUUAUCAGACUUGAAUGUCUGUGCCCUUUCCCAGUUCAUGAAUUAUUGCAGGAGAUUGAGAAAUAUAAACAGGCGAAGACGAUUAUAUGGAGUCAAGAAGAACCACAAAAUAUGGGAGUAUGGAGCUUUGUCAAGCCUCGUUUUGAGAAUUUGUGCGGCAGACCACUGAAGUAUAGUGGCCGUAAACCCAUGGCUGCGCCAGCCGUCGGUGAGGGACAAUUACAUCAACAGGAAGCUCAGGAAGUUAUCGUCAGGCCCUUUAAUAUGAAAUGA
Molecule: messenger RNA, 2805 nt
Organism: Habropoda laboriosa
Lineage: Eukaryota; Metazoa; Arthropoda; Insecta; Hymenoptera; Apidae
Product: probable 2-oxoglutarate dehydrogenase E1 component DHKTD1 homolog, mitochondrial
Exons: 13
Coding region: 1-2805 (934 amino acids)
Biological process (GO): tricarboxylic acid cycle
Molecular function (GO): thiamine pyrophosphate binding; oxoglutarate dehydrogenase (succinyl-transferring) activity
Source: RefSeq, a predicted model, not a curated record